UUUGACUGGUAUUAUGUGGUGCUCUAUCAUUCUGGACAGUAGGUGACGGAAUGCACGUAAAUCUGGCACUCCGUCAUUAAAACAAAGAGAAGAAGAAGAAGUAAAAGCCUCAUUGGUUGUGCCCAAGUGACGUCCGAGACUCUCCUGCUCCUGCCCCGCCCACACCGGUUCAGCCGUUGGUCAUUGGCGUCAACAUGGCGGCGGUGGAUGUCAUUGUGAACAACUUGGUGGCACUGUGGAGGAUACCGGCCGUCCGACAGCACUACCCCUGGAUAUUUUUACUCAUUUCAGCCGUGGGCUCAGUUCUCAAAGAGCUGCAGCUCGUCCCGCAGACGUAUUUCAGCAGCAGCAGAAACGCCCUGAACGUGUAUUUUGUCAAAGUGUCCUGGGGGUGGACGCUGCUGCUGCUAACACCCUUCGUCCUCCUUUCCAACUCCUCCUUCAGUAGGAGUGUCUCCUUCCUCGGCCGGCGGCUGCUGUCAUUGGCAGUGGCAACAGCUGUCUGGUACGUCUGCACAGAGACCUUCUUCUACAUCGAGGAUGUGACUGGCUCCUGUUUUGAAAGUGACACCCUGACUGUUGUCAACUUGGAGUUUACAUCCAAAGUUGCCUGCAGGCGAGCCGGCUUCCACUGGUCUGGCUACGACAUCUCGGGACACUCGUUCAUCCUGGCCUACUCUUCUCUCUUCAUCAUGGAGGAAACGGCCCCGAUGGCCUCCCUAAAAACAGCCAGUCUGUCUGCACUACCCAGGAUGGUCCUCAACCUGCUGUACGUGGCCUUGAAUUUGAUCAUGAUCAUGUGGGUGUGGAUGUUUGCUUGCACCUCUGUUUAUUUCCAUGACCCAUCACACAAGUUGCUAGGGACCAUAUGCGCCCUGUUGGGGUGGUAUCUGACAUAUCGGGUGUGGUAUCUAAAGCCUUUGUCACCAGGACUCCCCCCUCAGCGUCACCCAAAAGAACAGAAACAACAUGCCUGAGCUGAACUCCGAUCAUCCUGUACAAGAUUGUUGCCAUUGUUACAGCGAUCGUCAAAACAACACACUACAGUUGACGUUAUCUGUGUCCGGGUCCAAGCUGGCCACUUUAAGCUAUUUUAAGUUAUUCCCUCUUCACAGUAAGGUCGCUUUGUACAAGAUGACCGACUUGCAGCUCCUCCGCUAUGUUUGGCAGCUGCUGAUCCCAAAAUGACUCUUGGUAAUCUGAGAUAAAACCAAGAAGCUGCUCUGCUGUCCAGCUUCAGCCUCUCACCUUCAGCCUCUGUGGCUCGUGUGCUACACUGUUGUUUGUCUGCCUUAUGAUGCUUUACUCAAUACUGAGUAAUCGCAGAUUUUUAGAUAUGAAUGGGAACACUUGAGAAUGUUUACAGUUCCAGUUGUAUAGCACUGAUGAUGUGUAUUUUUGCAGACCAAUGUACAGUAGAUGUUAUUUAUUUAGAAGCUGCCGUCCGAACAUCAGACUCACAUUUCAUCCAACAUGCAGGAUUUAAAUUAGCUGCGGUUUGGGGUAAAUGCAACUGUAUGUCGAUUUUUUGUGUAAAGUUUGCUCAGAGAAUGCUGAACCUGAUUUAGAAAAUCAGAUACAAAAAUGAUUUUAAUGUGUAUACUUGAGUUGUAGGCCAACAAAUUUUCUUUCUUUGCAUCUAACAAUUAUUAUAUUAUCAAUUUAUCUGCCAAAUAUUUUUCUCAGUUAAUUGUUUGGUCAAAAAUAUCCUAGCAAUAGCACAAGGUGAUGUGCAAACAGACCCCAAAGAGAUACAGUUUAUAAAGCACAACAGCUAAAAACAGAAAAUGUUUGGCUUUUUUCAACUGUCCAAAUCAUUUUGUACAAAUUAGUCUUUCUGACGAUGAUUGUUUCAACUCGAAUUUUCUUUGUCUGUGCCAUUAAGUUCUAUUGCUACCCAAAAAACAUGCAAUUUAGCAGCACAAUUUAUUUUCAUUGCGAUACACCAUCCUGCUGCCAUAAAUACUCACCAGUACACUAUAUGUGUAUUAAUUUAUGUCUGACAAUACCUGUGGUGAACUCUACACUGUCAUUUCUAUUUUAACAACUACAAACAACUGCUUCAGCUUCAUGUCUUCUGUAGAAACCAGUGUUGAGAACAAGACGUGUAAAAAGUGCAGUAUUGAGAGACAAACCAACACAUUGAUGGGUUUGGUCUUUUCUUGGCAUUUGAAAACAAUAAGGAAUCUUGUUAAGGAGAAUAUUGGUAAAUUUAAGUAUACAGUAGUAUGUUUGAUUUGCAGGUGUUGGUGUGUGUAUUUUAAUUUUAUGUCAAAUACAAAAUUGCCAACUGUACAGUGCAGGGAGCUCAGUGGGUUUUGCCAAACUAAUAAUAAUAAAAAACUGUUUCUGUA
Molecule: messenger RNA, 2354 nt
Organism: Amphiprion ocellaris (clown anemonefish)
Lineage: Eukaryota; Metazoa; Chordata; Actinopteri; Pomacentridae
Gene: fitm2
Product: fat storage inducing transmembrane protein 2
Exons: 2
Coding region: 195-977 (260 amino acids)
Biological process (GO): lipid droplet organization; phospholipid biosynthetic process; lipid storage
Cellular component (GO): endoplasmic reticulum membrane
Source: RefSeq, a predicted model, not a curated record